AAGAAAACCUCACCCAUAUAAUCCCAUCACCUCUCUUUGCAAACAUUUCAAACACCCAUUUCAUUCUUCGACCCCGUUACAACUUUUCAUCCAAGAAAAUACUCUGUUUUUCUUACUCUGUUUAUUCAUUUUUUCCUUCCAAAUAAUCUCUAUUUUUAUUGCAUUUUUAAUCAAUAAUCUAAAUCAAAUAAUAUUCCUUAGUUUGAUUCAUAUUAAUGGAUUCAAAUUGGUCUUCUAAUUGUCUCCCGCCUGGGUUUCGGUUUCAUCCUACUGAUGAAGAAUUGAUCAUACACUAUCUCAAAAAUCAAAUCAUGUCUAGACCAUGCCCUGUUUCAAUCAUUCCUGAAGUUGAUAUUUAUAAAUUUGAUCCUUGGCAAUUACCCGAUAAGGCAGUGUUUGGUGAGAAUGAAUGGUAUUUCUUCACCCCAAGAGACAGGAAAUACCCGAAUGGGAUCCGACCAAAUCGAGCAACGUUAUCGGGUUAUUGGAAGGCUACGGGUACUGAUAAAGCCAUUUAUAGUGGAGCAAAAUAUGUUGGGAUUAAGAAGGCUCUUGUAUUUUAUAAAGGGAGACCUCCUAAGGGUUCUAAGACUGAUUGGAUUAUGCACGAGUAUCGCCUAAUUGAGUCUAAACAUAAACCCGUCAAGCAACAUGGAUCUAUGAGGUUGGAUGAUUGGGUGUUAUGUAGAAUAUACAAGAAGAGGCAAGUGGCAAGGGUAGAGGACAAAGGAGAGGAUUCAACAUCAGCACAAGUACAAGUAAGCAAUGAAGGGGGAAGUGAGGGUUCUAGUGUUCAAGACCACCAAGCAAUCCAGUUCCCAAGAACUCAAUCACUUUCUUACUUAUUGGAUUUGGACUAUUUGGGUCCGAUUGCCCAUUUACUAAAUGACAACACUUCAAACUUUGAUCUACAAACAAGUAUGGGCCACAAUGUUGGAUUUGAACCUAAUAUGGGCCCAUAUUCUUCAUAUCCAAAUAUUGGAUUAAGCUGCCACCAGAUAAAUGGGAAUCCAUCUUAUUAUAAAUAAUAAUUGUUUAUCAUGAAAAGGAUCUCCACAUUUGUUUUAAAGGAGAUGGUUCAUGUGAUUGUGAAUAAUAUUAGGUCAUCCAAUUGUAAAAAUGAUUUUUAAUUAAUCAAAUGUGUUGUAGUUUUAAGUAGAAUUAAUUUAUAGUUAGGUGAUUUUCUUUUUAUUUCUUUUAAGAAUAUUAGGGGUUGUAAUUUAUCUCUAUGAAUGAAUAACCUAAUAUUUUCUAGUAUUAAAUAAAUACACUUUGCUA
Amaranthus tricolor (Joseph's coat) is the source of this 1278-nucleotide messenger RNA. Its product is annotated as NAC domain-containing protein 2-like. Gene Ontology annotation, molecular function: DNA binding. The transcript is spliced from 3 exons. NCBI's taxonomy places the organism in Eukaryota, Viridiplantae, Streptophyta, Magnoliopsida, Caryophyllales, Amaranthaceae. The record is from RefSeq and is a predicted model, not a curated record. Gene Ontology annotation, biological process: regulation of DNA-templated transcription. Bases 216 to 1028 code for a protein of 270 amino acids.